Molecule: messenger RNA, 1575 nt
Organism: Nelumbo nucifera (sacred lotus)
Lineage: Eukaryota; Viridiplantae; Streptophyta; Magnoliopsida; Proteales; Nelumbonaceae
Product: arogenate dehydrogenase 2, chloroplastic-like
Biological process (GO): L-tyrosine biosynthetic process
Molecular function (GO): prephenate dehydrogenase (NADP+) activity; arogenate dehydrogenase (NADP+) activity; prephenate dehydrogenase (NAD+) activity
Source: RefSeq, a predicted model, not a curated record
UGUGACCCAUGGUACCGACACAACGGUUGGAGACUUCGCCACUUGGGAGAAGAACCCUAUAUAUCCUUGAAAGUCGAAACACUCCACGUUUGGAGCGACAGAGCUUUCUGUCUCUUCUUCGUUUCGCGGGAUUUAAAAACACCUGCAUCCCGUCAUCGAAGUGAGCAAGAACACUGGUUUUUGCUCCAUACAUCGUCCAUCUUUUACACCAUGGCGUCGUUCUCCACAUUGCCAAAUUUUCGAAGACCCACUCUACCUUCGAAGAUUCAUUCAAUUUCUCACUGCUUUUCUCGAUACCCUUUUGCAAUUCUCUCCGCUCCGAGAACACAAGUCAAUGUCCGUGGUUCUAAUCUCCGAAUCAGAGCAAUCGAUGCUGCUCAACCCUACGAUUACGAGGCAAAGAUCAAUGACCGCUUUGAGAAGAGAACUAAGCUCAAGAUUGCCAUUGUUGGGUUCGGCAAUUUCGGUCAGUUCUUGGCUAAAACUAUAGUCCGGCAGGGGCAUACUGUUUUAGUCCAUUCUCGAUCGAAUUACUCUGACGUGGCUCGUGAAUUAGGAGUUGUGUUUUUCUCUGACCCAGAUGAUCUCUGUGAAGAGCACCCGGAGGUAAUACUUCUGUGUACUUCAAUUACUUCGACGGAAUCCGUUCUCCGAUCUUUUCCUGUGCAAAGAUUGAAAAGAAAUACCCUUUUUGUUGAUGUGCUUUCGGUUAAAGAGUUUCCCAGAAAUUUAUUCCUUCAAAUUUUGCCGCUCGAAUUUGAUAUUCUUUGUACUCAUCCGAUGUUUGGACCAGAAAGUGGUAAGCAUGGAUGGGGAGGGCUUAAGUUCGUUUAUGACAAGGUAAGGAUUGGGAGCGAGAAAUCAAGGACAAACCGUUGCGAUCAUUUUCUCAACAUAUUUGCACAGGAGGGGUGUGUCAUGGUUGAAAUGUGUUGUGCGGAGCAUGAUAGACAUGCAGCAGGGUCACAGUUCAUAACUCAUACAAUUGGGAGGGCUCUAUCUAGGUUUGGGCUGGAGUCGACACCAAUAAAUACUAAGGGGUAUGACACGUUGUUGAAUUUGGUGGAAAAUACAGAGGGGGACAGCUUUGAUCUUUACUAUGGACUGUUUAUGUAUAAUAAGAAUGCACUGGAGCAAUUGGAGAGAUUAGACAUGGCUUUUGAGUCACUGAAGAAGCAGCUUUUUGGGCAUCUGCAUGAUGUUCUUAGGAAUCAACUGUUUGAGAAUGCUGAGGGUCUGGAUGCACCCGAGGAUAAGCAAAUAUUUACUAAAUUACUCCCAAAUGGGACCGCAGUUAAGCCAACACAGAGAAGCUGAGAUUUAAGCCCUACAGAAAUCAAUUUUUCUACUUGUUGUGCAUUUUGUACGCUUUCAUGGGUAUAUGAAUACCCAGAACUUGUAGUAGAAGCCUCUCAUGAACAAAAAUCAUAUGGUGAACUUAUUUUGCCAUUAUGUAAUCAGUUUAUACUAUGGAAUAGAAUUAGGAGUUGGAAGCAAAAUUCAAUUAAACUUAUAUGCUUUUAUUUGUUGUGGUAUGUUAUGGCUUAAUGUUUAAAACCUGAGGGUUAGGAUGCU